This is a messenger RNA of Leopardus geoffroyi (Geoffroy's cat), 3615 nucleotides long. RefSeq lists its product as uncharacterized. The record is from RefSeq and is a predicted model, not a curated record. The transcript has 2 exons. Bases 2266 to 3453 code for a protein of 395 amino acids. Lineage: Eukaryota; Metazoa; Chordata; Mammalia; Carnivora; Felidae.
AGUGCAAGGCCUGUUGGCCAGGUGGGGGGCCAGGUGCUGACCAUGGCCACGAGGUGGGCACUGGAUCCUGCCUGGAGGCUCACAAGGCGGGCAUCUGUGGUCAGGGCCCAACUGCCAGAGCCUCUUGCUGAGCAGGGGGAGCCCCUGGCAGAAUCCAAGACCCCUCCCGCCUCCCCCCAGUACUGCGGCCAGGCCCUCGAGGGUCACCUUCGGGGUGCUUGGCCCCCUGGCCAGGGUUUGUCCCAGUGCGGGCUCCUCUGGGCCCUGGGGGCAGCCCCCACCCCCUUGGGGCUCCCUCCUCCGUGGGGGCUGAGGAAGGGAGCUUGCCCCGGACCCCCACCCCCGGCCUGGCUCCCCGGACGGAAGCCCCACUCGCAGUCGGCCUGCAAUUUGCCAAGCCCGGCGGAUGGGGCGGCCGUUAACGCCGAGAGGAAAAAACACUUUAUCUCCCGGGACGGAAAGGGAAGCUCCUGAGAAGGGGGGCAGGUUGAUGGAGGUGGGCGACCGUUCAGCCCUGCCUGAGGGGGCCAUCCUGUCCCCGCCCUGCCCACCAGGGAGAGAGGGAGCCAGGCCGUCUGAAGCCGACGAGAAGGACAACUGAGGCCCUUUGGCACCACACCGCGUGCACGUGGGUCCUCGUGGGCUGUCACGCCUGCCCUGCCAGCUCCGGGCCGGGAUCCGACUCCCUUUACGGAGGAAUGACCUCUCGGGGCCACAGAGACUGGCGCGGGAAAAGCCUGACCUCUGACCCAGAGCUGAAGCUCUCCCAGGGCAUGGGCAGGCAGGGGUGCGGGGGCCGUGAGGGACAGAUGAGCCGGUCCCUGUCCCCCAGGCAGGCUCCUGUGUACGUCAUCUGUGACUGCCCAUUGUCCCAGCGGCCAGGGGAAGCUGGGGCUGCUAGGAGGGGCGUCAGAGUCCCCUCCCCAGGGACACCAUGACACCUUCGGGGUUGUCACGGGCGCCAGUGAAGGCAAGGGCAUUAGAAGCCGGGAGGCUUCCCUGCCUCAGUUUCCCCACGUGUCAGAUCAGAGUGUGGAGGGUCUGGGGGCCCUGGGCAGUGGUGGGGGGGGGGUCCGGAGGCCUCCGAACUCCACCAAGUUGGGCAGUUUGUGCUGGGCCUUCCCAGGGUGGGGGGAGGAGGGGUCGGCAGCUUCCACCAGGUCCCCAGGGGGCCCGUGACCCCAAGUGCGGAGUCCGUGUGGGUGGCCUCGAAGCGUCUCCAGCCUCCCCCGUCCACGACCUCAGCUCCAAAGUUGCCUGUGAGUAUCAUUAUUGUUCAAUAUCCUUAAAAACGUAAAGAGAGAAAGGAAAGAGGCCAGAAAUCUCUGCUUCCUCUCAGCCAGGAAACAGGAAGUGAGUGUGCGGGCAGAUUGCGAGCCAGGCUGCAGGAACAAUGGGGCCCCCCCGAGGGAAAGGGGAACUGCGUCAAGCAAGCAGCCAGGGUGGGGGGCCCGCCUGACCUCUCCCGGCCGUGCGGGGGCCCCGCGUAAAUUUAGUCUGGGUCUUUCCUGAUGAAAGGCUCCAGUGCCCUGCUGCUAGGGGGAGGGGGCGCGAGGCCCACCGUGGCCCCCGGGCGUCGGGGCUCCUGGCCCCGUAGGGUCCAUCCAGCUGUGCCCUGCUCUCCCCUAUGGGUAAACCGAGGUCCAGGGGGGAAGAGCCUGGCCUGGGGGCCGUGCGGUGUGGGGAGGGCACACCAGCGCCUGCGUGGUCAGGGCUGCCGGUCGUCCCCGGAGGGGCCCCAGGCCCAGGACGCCAGGAGAAAUGCCUCCCCUCACGCCCCCUGCCUCAACGUACCACCUCGCGCCCUGCCGUUAAGGCAAAGCACCCGUGGGGGAGGCGGAGGGAGGGCAGCAGCGAACGGGCGCCGUGCCAGGCCUGGCUCUGGGCCCCUGGCGGCGCGAUCUCAGGCCGGGUCCAGGGGGGCCGUGACUCCUCGGCCCCACGGGUCAGCGUGGCGUCUCUGGCGCGGGCCCACGGAGCCGUAAGUCACACGGCGCACGACGCCCUCUCUCCAACGGUGCAAGUCCACGGAGCGUCGUCUGGUGACGACGCCCAGCGGCCGCCAUCACGGCCGAUCUCAGAGCCCUUCCCUUGCUUUGAAAGCAGCCUGGAGCUUUGAGCGGUCGCCCCCGGAGCCCUCCCGUCCCGUCCCCGCUGUGCCUGCCGUGCCCAGACGUGCCCGUUCUGGAGUUUCACACGAGUGGGAUCCCACGCCGUGUGGCCCUUGCGUCGGGCUUCUCAGCACGUGCCAGGCUCGUGGGUUCCAUGGCACGUGUCCGUGCCGCCCGGGGUGGGUCUGCCUCGUCCUGUCUGUUCCUCAACCGGCGGACGUCGGGUCGUUUCUACCCUCUGGCUGUCGUGAACCCUGCGAACGCCCGCCCAGAUUUUUCCGCGGACGCGGACGCUCACUUCUCUCAGGGCCGUGAAGUGAUACGUGCUGGUCUUGAAAGAGCCGGUGGAUCGGAAGCACGAAAGCCGACGAGAAAGCGGUGCGUCUCGCGUCCCACCGCCUGGCGUUUGCAGGGCUCCUGCGUGCCCGCGACGCCCCGCCGUCCACAGGGGCGAGGGUGCACGGGCCUGCACAGAGCGGCUCCCACCAGGCCAGCGCGUCCUCGAGGUCAAGCAUGCUGGGGGCUGAGUUACGUUCAACACUUACAACAAGACACGUACGCUUUGCACAAGACUGUUUUUUACCGCGCUUUUGGGGUCACGGCAAUAUCGAGAGGAAAGCGUUUGCCCGUGGGCCCCUGCCCUCACGGCGGGCUCCCCGCUACGGACACCCCACCGGGUGCUGCGCUUGUCGCGGACCCACACGGACGCGUCGUCGUCACGCAGAGCCCGGAGCGUGCACGGGGCCGUCCGUCCCGUGGGUUUGCACAGACGUGUGAUAGCACGCGCCUGCCGUUCCGUCUCCCACGCGGUGUGCUCGCCGCCCUACCGUCCCGAGCGCACAGUUUCGUGUCCGUGCCGUGUGCGGGCCCAGGACGGGUGCCCGCCCGCCGCCAAGUGGGAUUCCGCGGUACGGCGACCGCGGUUUGUAACAGAAGUGGCUCACUUACGGUGUCUCCAAGAGUAAACACGGAAAUACCACGCGGCACAGCCUGUCCGCUCCUGGGUCUGCGCGGGAAGGCGCUGACGGCGGGCACUGGAAGACGGAUGGUCGGACACCCGCCGCCCGUGGCUACGGUUCACGACAGCCACCUGUGCGCCCACCGAUGUGCGGGUCGGCGAGGUGGCAUUGCCACACCACAGGAUAUUGUUCAGGCACAAAAAGCCUCAAGCGCCCACACGCACCGCCACGUGGAUGGGCCUCAACGACGUGCAUGUAGGAAGGGCGUUGGUGCGGGCGGGGGGCCGGGGCCGGGCGGCCCGCUUGCUGGGUGCGGAGCCUCAGGCUGGCAAGACGAAACAUUUUGGGGGCCAGAUGCCCAUAGGGGCCGCACAGCGGUGUGAGUGCAACAAUGCCGCCAACCUGUGUGUCGUGUACGCGCUCCCACGACUUGAGAGAAUUCGUAAUGGAAUGUGCCAGGGGCGCCCGGGGGGCUCAGCCGGUUACGUGGCCGACUUCGGCUCAGGUCAUGAUCUCGCGGUCUGUGGGUUCGAGCCCCGCGUCGG